AUGGACCUUGCGGGUGGUACGUACCAAAUCCAGCUGGGUACGUUGAGGAAAACAGACGCUGAUGAUGAUAGUACCAAAUUGGCUCCUAUUAGCGUGCGUGGGCACACGGGUGCAAGCGUCGUUAAGUCUGGGCCUCUGGGCCUGGGCACUAACGGUCCCUGUGGGUCGGGCAUCAAGAGUAUCGUGUACAGCAGCGAAACCAAGAGUCUCCAGCUACCCCUGGACACGCAAGCCGUGAUCGAGAUCCCGAACUUUGUAGGGGUCGACGGCGAGCCCGGGCCCGUUGCCAUUGAUCUCGACGCGCCCGUGGCGGGGCCCGCGGGACCGGAAGGUUCAGAGGGUCCCCGGGGCACGGACGGCGGGCUGGAUAUGCGGCACACCAUGCCGUACGCGGAUGAGGGGGACUCCGUGCUGUAG
Molecule: messenger RNA, 417 nt
Organism: Sphaeroforma arctica JP610
Lineage: Eukaryota; Ichthyosporea; Ichthyophonida
Exons: 2
Coding region: 1-417 (138 amino acids)
Source: RefSeq, a predicted model, not a curated record